GCGCCCGCCCCGCCCUGCCGGCAAAGGAGGGGGGAGACGGCCUCCUGAUUGGUCAUCCCCUAUCACGUGAUCGCCCAUGUCCCCGUUUCCCCUCACGCAGGCGCCGCUGCCGUCCCGUGCGAGCGGUGGCGGCCGCCCGCGCGGCGCGCUGGCGGUGCGGGGAGGGGCGGGUGGGGCGCGUGCGGCAUGGCGGAGAGCGGCGCUUGGCUGCUCGUACUGAGCUCCGUUUUCGUCUGCAACGCGCUCAAGAUCCUCCUGCCCUCCUGCUCCUCCAUCAUAUCAAGAUUGUUGCAAAAGGAUGCGGAGCAGGAAUCUCAAAUGAGAGCUGAAAUUCAGAACAUGAAGCAAGAACUCUCAACCAUUAGUAUGAUGGAUGAGUUUGCCAGAUACGCCCGUCUGGAAAGAAGGAUUAACAAAAUGACUGACAAGCUUAAAACUCAUGUGAAAGCACGAACUGCUCAAUUAGCCAAAAUAAAGUGGGUUAUAAAUAUUGUAUUCUACAUCUUACAAGCUACCUUGAUGGUCUCUCUGAUUUGGAGGUACUAUGCUGAGCCAGUUACAGUGCUUCCGGGCAAAUGGCUUGCUCCGCUGGAGCGCUUGGUAGCCUUUCCCACAGGGGUGACAGGUGGUGUUGGAAUUACAUGUUGGCUUGUGGUUUGUAAUAAAGUUGUAGCUAUUUUGCUACACCCUUUCAGCUGAAGGAAUCCCAGUAAUCCAUGAAGUCCUCAACUACAUUUCCAUUAUCACUGUUUUGAAUGAGACUAGGUCUGAGAUAAUCUUUGUUACCUCAUUUGGAUAUCUGUCAAUAUUCUUUUUGAUGUAGUUUGUCUUCCCUUAGGUUGUUUUUCCAUUUGGUGGUCAGUUUUCAAAGAAUACCAUUGCUGUUUAUAAAACCUCAUUUUGUGUCUGCUUUGACAAGUGUGAACACUGAUUCAUGGCAGAACUGUAACACUUUGUCAGGGCAGAUACUCACCAAAACCUGAAAGUGUUGAACUUGUAUAUUGUAAGUUGGAAAUGCACUGGCACUUGGAGUUAAUUUGGGAGCUUUGCUGCUUCUUUGCUGUGUGAUAUGGUAGUUCCACCCAGAGGCGGGACUGUAUUCGGUGACAAAGUGGUACUAGAGGAUAUAGAGGAAGGUGGUUUGGUUGGCUUAGGGGUAAAACAGAGUUAGUUUCCUCCUUGUUAUUUUUUACACUAGAAUUGGUGCAUUCUUGGGCUGUCUUGGAAAAUAAGUUAUUGAUAUAUGUGCAGAAACAACUUUUUAUCUCUCAAGAGACUCACUCAGUUGCCCAGUACAGGAUGGCUGGAUACUUUUUCCUCCCUGACUUUUAAAGUUCAUUGAACACUUUAAUUUUUCCUACUUUUAUUGAUAACUGACCUUUCCUUCCGUGGCAUUUUUUUUCUGCUUCUGAGUGUAACUGCAAUUAUUUUCCUUCCAUGUUUGGGAGGGAAAGGUCUGGCCAACCUGCUGAAGCUCCAUGUUAAUGAAGAGAAAGUAGAAAAGUGUGCUGUUCCUUCAGGGGGCUGUGUUUCUAAAGCCUUUAGCAUACACUAAUGACAGUCCAGGAUAACCCGAAACAGCUAUGUAUGUGUAAAAAGGCAAAUUGGUGAUUUAAAUGUGUGAAGCAGUAACAGAGUGGUAGCAGGCCAGAGGAGGAGGGAAAACAAUUUUCUGUUUUAGAGUAAGUCUUUCUUGCGGUGUUUAGGUACAGGAAACAGACACAAUAUUUUGAACUGAAAGGAGGACAGAAUUAUUCCAGUAACGUGCCUGUAGAACAGUGGCAAAGUUGUGUUAUCUUCCAUGCUGCGGUGGUCUGCGACCCUGUCACUGCUGCCCUGCAUGACAAGCGGGUGUGUUGAUAAAGCUCUUGUUCCGCACCUCCUUUGGUUUUUGACAUGAGCCUGAACAAAGCCCUUGGGGACACCUUUCCCUCCUCCGCUGGGCUUUGCCGAUUCUGGGUCAGCUUCCCGCUCUGCACAGUGGAAUGCGUCUGUUCUGUUAUUCCAGGCCCUUUGCCUAGGGCCCCUCCAUAAUUAGCACUGCAUUGAGAAAUCAGUUCAAAAGGUCAUGAUACAUUCUGUGAAUAUAUGCAUGAAAUGUUUGUGGGGUUUGGGGUUUGGUUUGGUUUUUAAGUGGUAAUUUAAAAAAAGAAAAGGUUUUAUGUUAGGGUUACAUUUAACCAACGUGAAAAUAGAUGCAUUAAAUAGCAAGAAAAAAAUGUUGUGAUUGAAUGUUAUGUAUAAUUGUGUUUUUAUUAACAAAAUAAAGCUUUUCAAUCUGUCUCAGGUUUUCCAAUUCAUUUUUCAGUGUUAACUACAGUUUUCCUAAAAAGAAAAAAACCCCCAUACCCAAACCAGCAACACCCCCCAUACACACACACAUUUUUGGACAAGGAGAUAACUGUUGGAAUCAAUAGGACUAAUUUAUUUUUUUAUUAUUUUUCUUAAGGUAUUUGGGACAGAUUAUUUAACUAUGACAUUGACCUACUUCUGAGUCUAAAGAGGUGGCUAAUGGUAUUUCCACUUGGCUUCAUACGGAGUUUAGCACAGUGAAGUCAAGGAAAGCAGCACCACUGAAAACCUUCACAGUGGCACUUGGUGUUUAUCCAGGUGUAGCACAGGGUCACCCAGUGCGCUGUUUGUUGGUGGCUCCAGUCAAGCACUUCGGUGAGUGAGGGCAAAAAGGCCUUCGGUAACCCGGUCGGCACAGAGGAGUGUUGGAUUAUGUUUGCUUGUCUGCUCCUGGCUUUGGGACAGCAGCGAAGGCACUGCCUCUGGUAAUAGUUCGUAGAGGAGAAAGAAGCUGCUUUUCUGACACCAGAAGUCGUGCUUUGAAACGUGCCCCCUGUACAGCUGCAGCACUGCUUCCAGAAAAGCUUGCAAAAGUUUGGAAAAUACACUGCAAGCAAGUUCAGAUCUGAAUGUCUCCAUCACCUGAACAGCUUUUGCAGUAUCAUUUUGAAGGGUUUUUUUCAAGUGCCUUUUAAAGUUAAUAGAAUACACGUAAUUUUCCAUAACUUCAUAUAAUUCUAACAAGUGCUUCAUGCAUUACUGUGAGGAACAAAAUAUAAUCCUCCUACCCUUGCUUACAUAACCUUAAACACAGGAUUUUUAAAGGCUUUGGAGAACUGGAUACGCCUGACUUCUCCUAAACAAUAGUUUACUCUUGCACAUUCAUCUUUGGAUGUCAGCUGUGGAAGUUACCAGGCAAACUGUUUUGGUAAGUUCCAACACUGGAAAAGAAGGAAGCUUUAGAGCUUUAUAAUGGUAGUGAAAACACAGCAAUAGCAAAUUAUUUUUAUUGUGUGUGAAUUCUGGAAGCUAUUUCAGGAGUGAAGAAAAUAACUUACUUUCUUUUAUAGCAUUGUUGGUACUAACCCAACGAUGAACCUUACAAAAGCAGAUUGCUCACUUUGCCUGGCUAAUGAAUAAUCAGCUUCAAAAUUCAAACUGCAGAGAGAAUGCAAACAACUGAAAGGUGCAAAACAAGGACUAGCUUGGACACCUGGUAACAGGUAAAAAUGUCUGCAUUGUUAGGCUCUCUUUGUAAGGUGAAUAUGCAUGUGCAUGCAUGCACAUGGAGCAGGAAUAGGAGAAUGUUCUUUUGUGACAACUGAUUUGACUUACCAUUUUGGAAAAAUCAUUGAAAGACAUUGUCAGUAUUUAUAAGAUUUAGGAUGCAUUUAAUGAAGGUAAAAACAUUGCUUUUUAAAAGUGUUUGUAAGGAUCCCUGUUUCUAGAGUAAAGCUAAGUUGAUGUACUUAACUAAAUAGCAAAUAAAAUAGUCUGUGUAUUCUCAUGAGGUUAUUCAUAAUGAUUGGUGUCAGAUGCUUUACGUGAUGAACUAGUAGUCGUGGUUUGAAAUCUGGCUUGUGUAAUCCUGCA
Molecule: messenger RNA, 3885 nt
Organism: Strigops habroptila (Kakapo)
Lineage: Eukaryota; Metazoa; Chordata; Aves; Psittaciformes; Psittacidae
Gene: GET1
Product: guided entry of tail-anchored proteins factor 1
Exons: 5
Coding region: 187-699 (170 amino acids)
Biological process (GO): tail-anchored membrane protein insertion into ER membrane
Source: RefSeq, a predicted model, not a curated record